Silurus meridionalis is the source of this 1893-nucleotide messenger RNA. Its product is annotated as holocytochrome c-type synthase. Bases 406 to 1212 code for a protein of 268 amino acids. Gene Ontology annotation, molecular function: holocytochrome-c synthase activity. Gene Ontology annotation, biological process: cytochrome c-heme linkage. Lineage: Eukaryota; Metazoa; Chordata; Actinopteri; Siluriformes; Siluridae. Gene Ontology annotation, cellular component: mitochondrion. The record is from RefSeq and is a predicted model, not a curated record. The transcript has 9 exons.
GAUUGUGGGUAUGUUAUCGUCACACGGCUAAGAAUUGGACACGCUGCAUUAAACAGUGAUCUCUUUAGAAUAGGUAAGCACGAAUCCGGGAAUUGUGACAAGUGUGGGGAACCGGAAACAGUGAGACACAUCUUGUAUAAGUGUCCAGCAUAUGAAAGGGACAGGUUCCAGCUGAUCCAGGACUUAGGGUUAAUAGGAGUGGGCAGUAUCUCUUUAAAGUCAGUGUUCGCUCCACACUCUAGAUCAGUAGGUGGCGGUAAUACACCUUACGUUGGUCUGCCAAACCGCCAUAAAACACCACGAGAAGAAGAAGAAGAUUGUGGGUAGGUGCCGGCUGUCCUGCAGCACGUUGACAUUGGGAAUUGAUUUGCAUCGUGUGAUUAUCAGAGAGUCCAGGUCUUCAGGAUGGGUGGCUCAACGUCCAGUCCUGCUGCUGUUAAAGCCGAGGCUCAAUUCGGCAGCAGCCUCCCCCCGCAGGGAUGUCCAAUGCACCAAGCUCAUCAGGAAAGUUCUCCUCCACCUGAGUGCCCCAUGCAUCAGGCUGCAUCUCAGAGCACAGCUGCUGCAGGACCAGUGCAUCAGGAGAGGGCCUACGACUUUGUGGAGUGCCCCAUGAAGGCUGCGGAAGGAACGUCUGACAUUGAUCCAACAAACAUGAUGCCACCACCAAACCAACAGCCAGCUUCUGACCAGCCUUUUCCCCUGCCAGUUAACAGAGAGGAGUCCAAAAUUCCUAGACAUGGAACAGAUAAAAACUGGGUGUAUCCCUCAGAGCAAAUGUUCUGGAAUGCCAUGUUGAGAAAGGGGUGGCAUUGGAAGAAUGACAGUCUUUCCCAAGGUGACAUGACAAAUAUCAUCAAAAUCCACAACCGAAACAAUGAACAGGCCUGGGAGGAGAUCCUGAAAUGGGAGGCCCUGCAUGCUCGUGAGUGUCCAUGUGGCCCAUCAUUGAAACGGUUUGGUGGCAAAGCAAAGGAGUUUUCCCCCAGAGCCAGGAUUCGUCAUUGGAUGGGAUAUGAACUACCGUUUGACCGACACGACUGGAUUGUGGAUCGUUGUGGAAAGGAGGUCCGGUAUGUGAUUGAUUAUUAUGAAGGAGACAUUGACCAAAACACGUACCAGUUCUCUGUCUUGGAUGUGCGUCCUGCGUUUGAUUCUUUUGGGGCAGUGUGGGACAGAGUAAAGGUGGCCUGGUGGAGGUGGACAUCGUAACUCCUUAUAAUAAAAUAAAAUAAAAUAAAAUAAAUAAAUAAAUAAAAAACCUCUCAUGGAGACUCUUGGAUUCACAUAUCAGGAUGUAAAUAAAAAUUUAAAUAUUAAAAUUGACAAAUCUGUAUUCUAUACACUGAUAUCAAUGUAACAUAACAGACUCCUACAUGUCAGUGUGUUUUUGACAUUUCAGUUCUGAAUAGUUGCAGUAUAGCUUAUGAUCAUUUUUUUGUAUUUAUUUAAAUAGCAAAAUAAAUCCCUCUUAAAGGUACAAUUAAAUAUGCACAACUUUUUAUUAUUUGAAUUCAUUCUCUAAUAAUUUGGUUUGAAGUUGAUGAAAUGAUGUUACUAAGCAGAUUGAUAUUAAAAUGUUGAAUUUAAAGAAAACAAGCAUUGUUUUGGGGUUUAUCCAAAAAUCUCAAUGUUAAAUUACGCAAGAUUUUUUGUUGUUUAGCUGCUACAAUUUUUGCCUGUUUGUGUGGGUUUUAGUUACCACUGGUUUGUUUAUGUGCCCUCAAAUGCAUUCUUCUUUACCAAAUACUGUUAAGUUGAUUGUAAAGUAAUGUUAUAAAGGCUAGUUUUAUUUAUGCGUUAGUGAUGCAUGCACUAAAUCUGCCCAUAUCAGUGUGGUUUGUUUAAUUCCUGGAUUUUCCAAACUAAAUAAAAAUAUAACUUGACUACAAA